This is a messenger RNA of Sebastes umbrosus (honeycomb rockfish), 1026 nucleotides long. Its product is annotated as C-type lectin domain family 6 member A-like. The coding region runs from base 173 to 814 and encodes 213 amino acids. The record is from RefSeq and is a predicted model, not a curated record. The transcript has 5 exons. Lineage: Eukaryota; Metazoa; Chordata; Actinopteri; Perciformes; Sebastidae.
CCACAGGCCGGAUUCGACUGAGCCUUUGCCAUAUAUGGGCGCCCGCUCUACCAACCGAGCUAACCAGGCGCCCACAAGCAUCAUUUCUGAGAACUGAGGAAACGCUAACUCUGGUCAAGAGAGCUUUUCCACAGAGGUGAAAACCACAACACAUGAAGAACGGAAGUGCAGCAUGAGAAGGUCUCUAACAUCAAUAUCAAUUCAGAGAGAAAGGAGAGAGACACUGAAGAGGGGGAGGAUGCAAAGUUGUACGUCAGUUAUUCAUUUAAAAGGACCGCUCACUGAGAAACAUCCUCCAGCCGUCCAAACGAGGCCUUUCAGGACUGCUGCUCUCUGUCUAGGAGUGCUGUGCUUUCUGAUGAUAAUAGGAAUCAUCUUCUUAUCCGUACAGUGUAAGAUAAAAUACAACACCCAACAACUACUGAGCACAAAGUACAGAACCAAUAGUGUACUGAAAUGGUCUCAUCUUCACGCUUCAAAGGCACUCGAUUCAACUGUUAAUUAUAUUUCUGUCACUUUGGGAAAAGACGAGCUCCAGGAGAAAAUUUCAGGGAAGAGUUGUCCGGAAGGAUGGAAGAAAUUUGGAUGCAGUUGUUACUUUACAUCUAAUGAGUGGACAAAUUGGGGUAGCAGCAGAGAGUACUGUCAGAAGAGAGGAGCAAAUCUGGUGGUCAUAAACAACAAAGAGGAACAGGAGUUUGUCAUUCAGCUGAAUAUAAAUGGAGAGUCUUGGAUUGGUCUACGGGAAAUAAAGGAAAAUUGGAUGCAAGGAAGAUGGCAAUGGGUGGACGGAUCACCGCUGUCAGAAACGUGAGACAAUUUAAAGUUGUUUUGCUUCAAACAUCAUUAAAAUAAGUAUGAAAAAGUAGAAUAAAAACAAAAUAACCUUUUUUAUUGUAUUUUAUCGAUGUCUGUUGUUUUAAUGGACUUCAGAAAUUGAAUCAGAUGAAAGAACCUUGAUGUUUGAAGUUGGUUGAUGAACCAGCACUAUAUUACCAUACUACUGUAUUCACUAUACUGUAAUAC